This is a messenger RNA of Perkinsus marinus ATCC 50983, 3442 nucleotides long. Its product is annotated as Elongation factor, putative. Gene Ontology annotation, molecular function: ATP binding; ATP hydrolysis activity. The transcript has a single exon. The record is from RefSeq and is a predicted model, not a curated record. NCBI's taxonomy places the organism in Eukaryota, Perkinsozoa, Perkinsida, Perkinsidae. Bases 75 to 3152 code for a protein of 1025 amino acids.
AGGCUUUGUCUGUUGUUUCUAUACGUUCCUUCCCCCCUCUUUGUUUCUUCCCCCUUCUACGUAGAUAAAGCACUAUGUCUGUCUCUACUACGGUUUCCGUACCCGUAACGUUUCACCCUAAGACCUCUGAGUUGCUCAGUCAGCACACUGUUGUUGAGACUGCUCUUAACAGCGCCUCAGGUGCAGGUGCUGCUGCGGCCGAGAAAGCCCUUAUGGAAGUGGUCGACCUUUGCCAGGAAUAUUCCCACUCCUUUGAGCCUAUCGGUUUUGCCCUUCUACCUCAAAUCUUCCUCCUUCACGCUCACAAGAAGUCCCCUGUGGUGAAGGCCGCUAAAGCUGCUGCCGAUGCUAUCAUUGGGCUUGUCACUGAAGACCGAUCUGCCGUCGCAGUGGCUCUCGUGAAGGAUGUUGUCAUUGAUGGUAUUAAGUCUGAUAAGUAUCAGGCUCAGCAGGCUGCUCUCACCGCCCUUACGAGAAUCGUCAAGGUCUGCGGUGUUGCCUUGUCCAUGUACUUGGAUGAGAUUUUGCCCGUCGUCUGCACUGUUAUCCAUCACAUCAAGGCCCCUGUCAAACAGGCUGCUCGUGAAUGCCUCGAGGCUCUUUGCCUUACCAACGGCAAUCGCGAUAUUCAGCCUUUUGUCCCUACUUUAGUUUCCGCUCUCAUCAACGCUAACGAGCUCUCUGAGGCUAUCCACUCUUUGGGUGCUACUACCUUUGUCCAGCAAGUCGAGUUGCCUCCUCUUGCCGUUAUUGAGCCCCUUCUGGUCCGUGCCUUGAAGGAUACCUCAACCAAGACUGACAUCAAGCGUAAGGUGUUCGUCAUUGUCGACAACAUGUGCAAGUUGAUCGAUGAUCCCUCGCAUUGCCGCCCUUUCGAGGGAUGCUUGCUUGAGCUCCUCGACAAGGCCCGUGAUGAAGUUUCCGAUCCUGAGGCUCGGGAUGUCGCUACUCGGGCUUAUCGCACUCUCAAGAGAUUAUCCGAGACCGCUGCUGACAACGCUCAAAAGGCUGUCACUUUGGACGAGGAGAUCGUUGCCGCUACUGUUCGUGGUGUCUUGGUUAGUACUGCCCCUGCAUUCCUUGAGGAUGUCUCUUACUGCAGCUUCAAGGCUUUCUGCACCGUUGCUCAGCAUCUAGCUAAGUCAAACGAGUGGUCUGAUGAGAAGUGGGUUUCCUGCCUCAACGAGUAUCUAUCUCUCUUCACUGAGGAUUCUGAGACUGGUGUCGUUGAUGUGAGGGAUGCUCUUAAGGAGCGUCGAGAGGAAGAGGCUUCUAAGAAGAACAAGGCUCCUGCUGAGGACGAGGAAGAGGAGGGUGAGGACUUGUGUAACUGUGAGUUCUCCCUUGCUUACGGUGCUAUGACACUGCUUGUCAAUACCCGUCUCCACUUAAAGCGUGGUCAUCGUUACGGUAUUGUUGGUCCCAAUGGUGUUGGUAAGUCAACUCUUCUCAAGGCUAUCGGUAAUAAUCAGGUCGAAGGUUUCCCCCCACCGGAGGAGCUUAGGACUGUCUAUCUUGCUCACGAUAUCGAUGGUGAGAUGGGUGACAUUACCAGUAUCGAGUACCUCAUGGGCUCUGAGGCUGUCCAAGAGGUCGGCAACGGUGAUCGUGAGACUUGUGUUGCCAAGUUGGAGGAGCUCGAUUUCACCAAGGAACUUCAGAGGAAGAAGGUCUCUGAGCUCUCUGGUGGUUGGAAGAUGAAGUUGUCUCUUGCUGAGGCCAUGCUCCGUAAGGCUGAUAUCCUUAUGCUUGAUGAGCCUACCAAUCAUCUUGAUGUUGGUAACGUUGCGUGGAUCGAGAACUACCUCAACAGCUUGGACAAUGUCACUUGCAUGAUUGUAUCCCAUGACAGUGGCUUCCUUGAUAACGUCGCUACCAACAUCAUCCACUACGAGGACAGGAAGUUGGUCUCCUAUAAGGGUAACCUUUCUGAGUUCAUCAAGUGUAAGCCUGAGGCCAAGGCCUACUACGACCUUGGUGAGGUGGUUGAUGAGUGGACUCUCCCUAACCCUGGAUAUCUUGAUGGAGUCAAGACUAAGGGUAAGGCCAUCCUCAAGAUGACCAACGUGUCCUUCCAGUAUCCUGGUGCUGAGAAGAAGCAGAUCGAUAACAUCACUUUGGGUGUCUCUUUGGGUUCUAGAGUUGCCGUUAUUGGUCCUAAUGGUGCUGGCAAGUCCACUUGCAUCAAGUUGCUCACUGGUGAACUCAAGCCUAGCUCUGGAAUAGUGUGGAAGCAUCAGAACAUGCGUCUGGCCUAUCUCGCUCAGCAUGCCUUCCAUCAUAUUGAGGACAAGCUCGAUCUCACCCCCGUCCAGUACAUCCUUCAGCGUUAUGAGGGUGGUAUUGAUAAGGAGGAUGUCACCAAGGUCGGACGUGAGACUACUGAGGAGGAAGAGGCUCUCCAGAAGUCCAAGGUUGAGAUCAGCAUCGAGGGUGCCGGCAAAGAGAAGCGUGUCAUUGACCGUAUUGUCCAGCGCCGUAAGGCUAAGAACAACUACGAGUACUUGGUGAGGUGGCAGAAUAAGAGUGCGGAGGAUGACACUUGGAUGGAGCGCGAGAAGCUUAUGGCUUUGGGUUUCCGUGCCCAGAUCCUAAGGAUCGAUGAGCAGGAAGCUGUCAAGCUUGGACUCAUGCGCCCUCUUAUCACCUCUGAGGUCGAGAAGCAUCUGAAGAACCUCGGUCUCGACCCUGAGUUCGCUACUCAUAACCGUAUGAGAGGUCUCUCUGGUGGUCAGAAGGUCAAGGUUGUUCUCGCUGCUGCCACUUGGAAUCUUCCUCAUAUUAUCGUCUUGGAUGAGCCUACCAACUACCUCGAUCGUGAUUCCCAGGCUUCUCUUACUAAGGCCCUUAAUGAGUUCGAGGGUGGUGUGUUGAUUGUCUCGCAUAACAAGGACUUCACUGACCGUAUCUGCAAGGAGCAGUGGGUUCUUAGCGAGGGCAAAUUGAAGCGUGAGGGUGAGCUUGGUACUGAGAUUACCGAGAAGCAAGAGGAUAAGACCGCUGAUGAUGAUUUGUACGACUCCAUGGGCAACAAGAUUGAGAAGAAGAAGAAGUUGACUCCGAAGCAGAUCAAGCAGAAGAAGAAGGAUCGUCUGAAGAGGUGGAAGGCUGGCGAAGAGCUCUCUGAGUGGUCUGGUGAUGAAUUGUUCUAAACUGUCCAUCUCCCUUGUGUAGUGAAGAGUUUGUACGUUCUACAACUGUAGUAGUACAGUACAGGAGUGCAACACUCGCGCAAGUGUCUAUAUUUUCCGAAUUGUGUGUAAAACUGAAGGAAUCGUUCUACACUGAAUUCAUUACUGAUGUAUCAAGAUCUCCUUUCGAGGACGUUCAAUACGAAGCAGCUGUAUAUUCGGCAUAUUUCUGCCGUCCACUUUUCCCUGCUCAGCUGCUGUGAAACAGACAGCUUUGUCAGCCACUACGUCGAACUAUUUACUACGGAUGA